Molecule: messenger RNA, 3028 nt
Organism: Quercus robur (English oak)
Lineage: Eukaryota; Viridiplantae; Streptophyta; Magnoliopsida; Fagales; Fagaceae
Product: mechanosensitive ion channel protein 10-like
Exons: 6
Coding region: 426-2774 (782 amino acids)
Biological process (GO): transmembrane transport; detection of mechanical stimulus; monoatomic anion transport
Cellular component (GO): plasma membrane
Molecular function (GO): mechanosensitive monoatomic ion channel activity
Source: RefSeq, a predicted model, not a curated record
ACAACUCUGAAAAAAUCUGUGAUUCCACUCCGCUGUCUCUGACUUCUUGUCUUCGUUUCAGUCAAUUAUUCUCAUUUCAGAUUCAGACCCAAAACCAAAAGUUCUUACUAUUAUUAAUCAAACACUUUUGCUGCAUUUUAACAAACAAACACCUAAGAGACUGAAACAGAGCCUAAACCCUAAAGCCUCUUAUCAUCAAGCAUUGUGCCUUUAUAAGCGCGCGCGCGCACACCCAAAAAAAAAAAAAAAAAAAAUUUCCUGCUAACCAAACAACCAUAUUAGCUAUUCCUGGUUUUGAAACUCUUCUCCUACUCUCUUUCUUCCUCUCUGUUUGUGUGUGUUUUUGCUUGUAAGAGUUUGUUCUACAAGCAGAGUGAAUGAAAUUCCAAAAGUAGAGCUCGGAAAAGUGGCAGGGAGAGCUCUCCAUGGAAAGAGGAAAAGGCGUGGUGGCAGAGAAGAAAGGAACAAACGAGGUCGUUUUACAGAUUCGGGGUAGUGAAGAUUCCAAUUCAAAAGGCCCUUCAGUCAAUGAAACUGGUUCAUACUCUUUUUCAAUGAAUUCCCAAUUUGGGUCUUCGCCUAAAUCGAUUAAAGAUCAAAAUCUUGAGCAUAUAGAGCUUGAGAACCUCAAGAGCAGAGUCCAAAUGUCCACAUUUUCGAGCUCUCCUUCUCCAGCACCAAGUCCAACUGCCAAUAAGCCUCCAAAGAUCCCAAAUGAGGCCUUAACAAGACGAAAAUCACUUGCAAGGUCAGCCUUCUCAAAACCCAAGUCGAGGUUUGUGGAACCCUCUUAUGGUGGUGAAGAAUAUUUGGCUGCAGAGAAAACCCAGUUGGGGAAUACAAAUACAGGUACCUCUAAUAGGAAUUCACCUAGUGUGGCUUCCCCAAGUCACAGAGUCAGUGUGGGUAAUCCACGUGAGAACUUGAAAUCAGCACCGAUCACACCAAGAACGCCUUUGAUUGGAACAGGAGAGGAGGAAGAUGAUGAGGAAGUGUACAUGACAGCCAAUCUUAAAGUGUAUGAAAUAAAUAGUAAGAAGUUUAAAAAAAUGGCCUUGGUUGAGUGGAUUGCUUUUGUUUGUAUUAUGGGGGUUUUGAUUGCUAGCUUAAUUUUUCAUAAGUUGCAAAACGCUGUGAUUUGGAGUUUGCAUCUGUGGAAAUGGAGUGUAUUGGUGUUGGUAAUCUUCUGUGGUAGAUUGGUCACUGAAUGGUUCAUAAAUGUUCUGGUUUUCUUGAUUGAACUGAACUUUCUGCUUAAGAAGAAGGUCUUGUACUUUGUGUAUGGGUUGAAAAAGAGUGUUCAGGUUUUUAUUUGGUUGGGUUUGAUUCUUCUAGCAUGGGGCUUGUUAUUCGAUGGGGGUACAAACAGAACGAAGAGAACUUCUCGGAUCCUAAAUUAUAUUACAAGGGCUCUUGCUGGUUGUUUUAUUGGGGCAGCUAUAUGGCUUGUGAAGAAUCUUUUGGUGAAGUUACUGGCUUCUUCUUUCCAGUGUACAAGAUUCUUUGACCGGAUUCAGGAAUCAAUCUUUCAUCAGUACGUUCUUAGAACCCUUUCCGGGCCUCCAUUGAUGGAGAUGGCGGAAAAAAUUGGGAGCACAGCAAGUACGGGUCAUUUGAGUUUCACGAAUUUGAAAGAAAAAACUGAUGCAAAAGAAGAGGUAAUUGAUGUGGACAAGCUCAAAAAAAUGAAGCAAGAGAAAAUUUCUGCUUGGACCAUGAAAGGGUUGAUUAAUGUGAUAAGGGAUUCUGGACUGUCUACCAUAUCUAAUACACUAGACAGUUAUGAUACUGAUGAUGGCGAGCAGAGAGAUGAGGAAAUUACGAGUGAGUGGGAAGCAAAGGCUGCUGCUUAUCGGAUAUUUCAUAAUGUUGCAAAGCCUGGUAGCAAGUACAUGGAAGAGGAGGACCUCUUGCGCUUCAUGAAAAAGGAAGAGGUGGACAAUGUGUUUCCGCUAUUUGAAGGAGCAGUAGAAAGUGGAAAGAUCAAAAGAAAAUCUUUGAAGAACUGGUUGGUGAAAGUUUACCUUGAACGCAAAUCACUGGUACAUUCCUUAAAUGAUACCAAAACAGCCGUAGAUGAGCUGAACAAGCUUGUUUCAGUGCUUGUGCUUGUUGUGGACAUUAUAGUGUGUUUACUUUUGAUGGGAUUUUUAACAACUCAGAUACUAGUUUUCAUUUCAUCUCAACUUCUACUAGUGGCGUUUAUGUUUGGUAACACUGCCAAGACUGUGUUUGAAGCCAUCAUAUUUGUAUUUGUGAUGCAUCCAUUUGAUGUAGGGGACCGUUGUGUUAUUGACGGAGUUCAGAUGACUGUUGAAGAGAUGAACAUUUUGACGACAGUAUUCUUGAGAUAUGACAAUGAGAAAAUAUUCUAUCCAAAUUCAGUUCUUUUGACAAAGCCCAUCAGCAACUUUUACAGGAGCCCGGAUAUGAGUGAUUCUGUGGAAUUUGCUGUUGAUGUUUCUACAUCAAUAGAGAGUAUUGGAGCUUUAAAAGCAAGAAUAAAAACGUACUUGGAGAGUAAGCCUCAACACUGGCGUCCUGGCCACAAUAUACAGGUUAAGGAGAUUGAGGAUGUGAACAAGAUGAAAAUGGGUCUGUAUGUUACACACACCAUAAACUUUCAGAACGCUGGAGACAGAAACAGCCGGAGAUCGGAACUGGUCUUAGAGCUGAAGAAAAUUUUCCAAGAGCUUAGUAUUAAAUAUCAUCUGCUGCCUCAAGAAGUUCAUCUCAGAUAUGUUGGGUCAGCACCUCCAGCAUUUCAACCUUAGCGGUGACGAAUUCUCUUCAUUGUGCUAAAAUACUCCUCUGCUGCAAAGCAUGUGCAAAUGAGAGGGGGGGUGCCUAGAGUUCCAUUGUUUUGUAAAGCAAAGAGCAGGAUUUGUAAUUCAUCUAAAGGAAGAGUGAUGAGAAGAAUGAUUGAUUCAAGCUGGAUCCCAGUUCUUACCUGUAAAAUGAAUAAAAAGAGCAAUGUUCUCUGGCCAGAGAAUGAAAAUGAGCGGCGCUAGUGUGAUUAUGAUUUGUU